AUGAAAAAAAGUUUUUUUAACCCAAAUGAUGAUGAUUUUAUAAACCCAAAUUUUAUAGAAGUAGGUGUACCAACGGAAUACAGUUUUUUUAACCCAAAUGAUGAUGAUUUUAUAAACCCAAAUUUUAUAGAAUAG
This is a messenger RNA of Entrophospora sp. SA101, 135 nucleotides long. NCBI's taxonomy places the organism in Eukaryota, Fungi, Glomeromycota, Glomeromycetes, Entrophosporales, Entrophosporaceae. The record is from the annotation of a GenBank genome assembly.